Molecule: messenger RNA, 2034 nt
Organism: Brassica oleracea var. oleracea
Lineage: Eukaryota; Viridiplantae; Streptophyta; Magnoliopsida; Brassicales; Brassicaceae
Product: protein NRT1/ PTR FAMILY 8.2
Exons: 5
Coding region: 129-1832 (567 amino acids)
Biological process (GO): oligopeptide transport; transmembrane transport
Cellular component (GO): membrane
Molecular function (GO): tripeptide transmembrane transporter activity
Source: RefSeq, a predicted model, not a curated record
GCAAAGCAAAACGCUCUAGCCCCAAAAAAAACAUCUUCCUCAAAGCGAACGCGUAGUCCGGCACAGCGAGCCACCGUCGUACGGGGGAAUAAGAAGGCUGAAAAAUAUACAUAUAUAAUAAGGAGAUCAUGGAUAGUGAAUAUACACAAGAUGGAACUCUUGACAUUCACAAGAAACCAGCCAACAAGAAUAAAACAGGAACCUGGAAAGCUUGCAGAUUCAUUCUCGUGACUGAGUGUUGUGAAAGAUUGGCUUACUAUGGAAUGAGCACAAACCUGGUGAACUAUAUAGAGAAACAUCUCAGUAUGGGAAACGUAGCAGCUUCCAACAGUGUCACAAACUGGUCGGGAACAUGUUACGCCACUCCUUUGAUCGGUGCUUUUCUCGCCGAUGCUUACCUCGGUCGUUACUGGACCAUCGCUUCCUUCGUCGUCAUCUACAUUUGCGGAAUGACGCUAUUGACGUUAUCAGCUUCGGUUCCUGGUCUAACACCAACCUGCCACGGUGAAAACUGCCACGCAACCGAGUUUCAAAUCGCGAUCACGUUCGUAGCGCUCUACUUGAUAGCACUCGGGACAGGAGGGAUCAAGCCAUGUGUUUCCUCCUUUGGUGCUGAUCAGUUUGACGACACAGACGAAGAGGAGAAAGAGUCAAAGAGCUCUUUCUUCAACUGGUUCUACUUUGUGAUCAACGUUGGUGCGAUGUUCGCUUCCUCUGUCCUCGUUUGGAUUCAGAUGAAUGUUGGUUGGGGCUGGGGUUUCGGAGUUCCCACUGUCGCCAUGGCGGUCGCCGUCCUAUUGUUCUUCGCGGGAAGCAAAUUCUAUAGGCUUCAGAAACCAGGAGGAAGCCCUAUCACAAGAAUGCUUCAAGUCAUCGUUGCUUCUUUCAGAAAAUCAAAAGUGAGAGUCCCUGAAGAUGCAGCUCUUCUCUACGAGAUACACGACGCUGAAAGCAGUAUCCAAGGAAGCCGCAAGCUCGAACACACCCCUAAACUAACAUUCUUUGACAAAGCAGCAGUAGAGACAGAGACUGAUGAGAACAAAGAAGCAGCCAAAUCGGGAUGGAAGCUAUGUACAGUGACGCAAGUGGAAGAGCUCAAAGCACUGAUCAGUCUCUUGCCGGUUUGGGCCUCAGGGAUAGUCUUUGCUGCUGUUUAUAGCCAAAUGAGCACAGUGUUCGUGCUUCAAGGCAACACUAUGGACCAAAGCAUGGGACCUAACUUCACUAUCCCUUCCGCAUCACUCGCCUUAUUCGACAUUCUCAGUGUCCUCUUCUGGACACCUGUCUAUGACCAGCUCAUCGUUCCCCUCGCCAGGAAGUUCACCGGUCAUGAACGUGGCUUCACACAGCUUCAACGUAUAGGAAUCGGACUUUUAAUCUCUAUUUUCUCAAUGGUCUCUGCCGGAAUCCUAGAGGUGGCGAGGUUAAGAUACGUGCGAACUCACGAUCUCUACGAUGCGAAAGAGGUUCCAAUGUCGAUAUUCUGGCAAGUUCCGCAGUAUUUUUUCGUAGGUUGCGCUGAGGUGUUCACGUUUAUAGGGCAGCUGGAGUUCUUCUACGACCAAGCACCUGAUGCGAUGAGGAGUCUUUGCUCGGCAUUGGCGCUGACGACGGUGGCGCUAGGGAACUAUCUAAGCACACUGCUGGUGACGGUGGUUACUAAAGUGACGACGACGGGCGGAAGAGCGGGAUGGAUAGCAGAUAACCUGAACAGAGGUCAUCUUGAUUACUACUAUUGGUUAUUGGCUGUUUUGAGUUUCUUGAAUUUCUUCGUCUACCUUUGGAUUGCCAAAUCCUACACUUACAAGAAAGCCAAAGGCCAUGCUCUCUAAGGUUAUAUCUAUGCACAUUUUUCUUUAUAACUUAAUUUACAGUAAGUAAUAUUUAUUUGUUUUCGAACAGUCAGUCAUGUUUAUUUGUCAGUACCAAAGAACAUAUGCAUAGCAUUGGUUUUGUAAUGAAACUAUAUUAGUAGAUUUGUCUUGUCAGACCUGAUUUUCUCUGAUUCCAUUUGCUUUUGUUUUUUACUUUCUA